UCUUAGACCGCUAGCCAGGCAAGCCAGGCAAGGCCUGAAGCUGCAAGCGCAGGCGCAGGCAUACCGCUGUGGCGAGAAGUUGCAGCCAUAUCUCAUCAGAGCCGCACCGCUCCCUAGCCGCAAGCGUGAAAGCGUGCGGAACGAGCAAGGGCUCUCCCACCUUCAGAGAGCAAAGCACAGGCAUCGCUUAGAGCAACCUCUCCCACCACCAGACAUGGCCAUCUUCAGUAAAUGCGAAGUAACCGCGGGCCCGCACGGCCAACAGGUCGUCGCCACGGCGCCCGUCGACCCGGGCACGGCUCUAGUCGUCGACGAGGAGGUCAUUUUUGCGGUGGAAUGUCAACAUAUGCAGUCGCGCUGCGCUCUCUGUUGCUGUACGUGUGAGGAGGAAGUCACGGGCGUCGCCUGCAAGGCCUGCGACGCGCGCUGCGCCAGGGACCCUUCGUUACAGCGGUGGGCCGACGCGGCGCAGUUGUUGGGGCCGGCGCAAGGGUCAGUCGCGCUCUGUGCGGCAGCAUUGGCCGCGGGCACGAUCGACUUUAGUAAGUUGGUCCAGGACUCGCGGGAGUUGGAUUCGCGGACGCUGCAGAUCUUCCAGCUGGUCGCGGGCAACCUAGGAAGAAUAACGAAGCGGACCGAGGAGGACUGCUUCGCGUGCAUCCAAGCCGCUCGAUUGAACGCUCACGCGCUCGUAGACCACGCGGCCGGCUCAACACCGGGCCUAGACCGUUUUGACGACCUCACGGGCGUGCAGCUCGGCCAGCUGCUCUCGGAGCCGUUGUCGCGCUUCGACCACGCCUGCGACGCGAACGCUUAUCUAAGUGUGGACAUCCGGCCGGGCCUUCCGAUAAGAGCGACGGUGCGGUCCUUACGCGCCAUUUCCCCGCACGAACCCGUGACGCUGUGCUACCUUCCCCAUGCGGGAAACACGACGGAGAUACGACGGCAGCGCCUCCAGGAGGCCUACGACUUUAAAUGCGAGUGCCGGCUCUGUGCCUCGACCACCCUCGACGCGUUGCUACGGUGCCCCCGGGGCCCGCCGGAAGAGGCGAUCAAGUGCUUGGACGGCGCCUGGACAGCUUUAUCGGUCGAUAAUAACGAGGCGGCCGACGAGAUAGGCAGGAGGGCCGACGACGCGUGGCGCGCGCUGCCGCCGACGCACGGCUUCAAGCUCCAGCUCGACCUGCUGAGGAUCACGACGAAGGCGCGCCUGCGGGCGUCGGACCUGGACCUGCGGUGCCGCAUGUUCCUCGGGGCCCUGGCCGUGUCUCCUGAGUUAACCGUGGCCGCGACGGACCCCCUGACGCGAGCUAGGGUGCUGUUCCUGGGGGGGGACGUCGACGCGGCGCGCGCGCUCGCGGCGGUGUGUCUUGGUGUUGAUGGCGCGCGGGCGGCGUUUCCUAACUAGACGUGUUGUGUUGAACCUUCGCGCCG
Pelagomonas calceolata is the source of this 1434-nucleotide messenger RNA. NCBI's taxonomy places the organism in Eukaryota, Pelagophyceae, Pelagomonadales, Pelagomonadaceae. The record is from the annotation of a GenBank genome assembly.